This is a messenger RNA of Enterobius vermicularis (human pinworm), 579 nucleotides long. The record is from the annotation of a GenBank genome assembly. Lineage: Eukaryota; Metazoa; Nematoda; Chromadorea; Rhabditida; Oxyuridae.
AUGCAGGCUAUUAAAUGCGUCGUCGUCGGGGACGGCGCCGUUGGUAAGACUUGCUUGUUGAUAAGUUACACAACAAACGCUUUUCCUGGGGAAUAUAUACCGACCGUUUUUGACAAUUACUCAGCAAAUGUUAUGGUUGACGGGAAACCAAUCAAUCUUGGUUUAUGGGAUACUGCUGGCCAAGAAGACUACGAUAGGCUGCGUCCACUCAGUUACCCACAAACCGAUGUCUUUCUUAUAUGCUUUUCUCUUGUGAACCCAGCGUCGUUUGAAAAUGUUAGAGCAAAAUGGUAUCCAGAAGUCUCACAUCAUUGUCCAAACGCCCCUAUUAUUCUUGUUGGUACAAAGCUUGAUUUGCGGGAGGAUAAUGAGACCGUAGAAAAAUUGAGAGAAAGAAGGCUAGCUCCAAUUAGUUAUCCACAAGGUGUUUCAAUGUCGAAAGAGAUCAGUGCUGUGAAGUAUUUGGAAUGUUCAGCUCUGUCACAGAAGGGUUUGAAGCAGGUUUUUGACGAAGCUAUUCGUGCUGUCCUUUGUCCGCCACCCAAGCCGAAACGAACGAGGAAAUGCAUUUUACUUUAG